AUGACUCCGCCUCGCUUGCCCACGGCCUCAUCCAACUCGCGACCGGGCCCAAAACGCCCACCAGUCAAUGCAGCACCAGCCGAGAUCGUCGCACCCAUCUCGCUUCGACGAGUGAGGCCGGGAGAGCAGGCGGUUCAAGCGGGGAACGGUUCGAACGGGACGAGUGCGGCUCGGAACGCGCCUGUCGCGAGUGCCAGUGGCGGAAAGGGUGGUGUGAAGAGGGGACAGGUUCAGCCGAUCGGUCAGAAGGAUGCGCGGGACUUGCCAGCUCGUCCCGAGGUUCCUCGUCAACCGGUUGCCUCGACCAGCGACGGUACUUCUCGGUCGAGGCACUCGCUCGCGGAGCGGAUCUUGCCGAGGGAUCCUGAGGAAUCUCGUGAGCAAGACGGACGCGGACAGGCGGGCGGAAGAGACGAUGCGCGGGGCGAGACGAACGGGCGCGGAAGGGGUCGUGGGAGAGGAGGGGGAGGGGCUGUUCGUGGCGGACAGGGCGGCGGCCGAGGAGGUGGCCACUCUCACGGACGAGAAAACGGACGGGCAGCAGCGCACGGCGGGAAUCCGAGGCCGCGAACGAAGGACCCGAGGCUGCUACGUCUCGGCGAACUCGCGUCCUGGGUUCUGGUCGACAACAAGGCCGUCCCGCUCUACAAGACCGAGUCCGAAGGUCCGAUGAAGCUCACCUGCUACCUCGAGGCGGUUGAAGGUGCCGAGUUCGCGGUUGGUUUUCGCGACGAGCGUGAGAGGGGCGAGGACGAUGCGGCGGACUUCCUGUGCGAGGUUAUUGUGGACGGUGUAGUCUGCGGCGCCGACCGCCAGAUCAUCCGCGCAUGGAAGAAAUCGACAAUGUGGAACUCGCGCGACGUCGUCAAGAAGCGGUCGUACACCUGGCGCGGGCGAAGCGAGAGUGCGACUUCCCUCCGACCCUUCGUCUUCUCCCCUCUCGCGCUCACUUCCGACCCAGACUCUGCCUCGCACCUAACCGAAUCCCAGCUUCGCUCUCUCGGCUCGAUCCAGCUACGGAUCUACCGCGGACGGGUAGGCGAGGCAGCGGAUGAGGGCAUGAAUGCGGGAGAUGCGGAUGGUGGAGAGGGGAAGGGGCUGGGGGAGACCAAGUUGUGGGAGGAGAGCAAGAAGUUGGGGUUGAGUCAUCAGGCUUCUCUCGGUCCUGCUCGCCAACACAGCGCCGAGAAACGCUCCGUCUUCGUCUUCGACGAGAAGCGCUUCGGCGAUAGGAAGGACAAGCCCUACGCCGUGCUCGAGUUCAAGUACCGCAGCAGGACCGUUCUCGAGAUUGAAGGUAUGGUCGAAGCGCAAGACGACACCCCUCCCGCCGCCCCCGCUCCUCGCACCUCCAAUUCUCGCUCCGCUUCCGCCUCUUCCUCAUCAAACGCCGCCACGGCUCCUCCCGCCCACUCCACCCGCUCUACCACUUCGCAGCCCAAACCGAAGCCCAAUCCGAAGUCGGUGCGGGAAGAAUCCCCUGUCCUGGCCCGGCCUCGCUCGCCGGAUUGGAGUGCGCCUGGACCGUCCAAGAGCCAAGCGAAGAGCAAGGGAAAGGGGAAGGAGGAGGUCAAGCCGAGUGUAGCGAAGGGGAAGAAGAGGGUUCAGCCGCCUCCGCUUGGGGAGGUCGUCCUUGAUACGUCGGAUGUGGAGAUGAUUGAGGAGGACGAGAACGACCUGUAUGGCGAGCCGCCGGUCACGGAGAAGAAGGCAGGGGCGACAGGAGCAACUACGAAGAAGGGCAAGAGCAAGGUCGGCGAUGCGGAAGAUCCGGACGCCGAGAUUGCCCGCCUGCGCGCCGAGUUGGCCGAGUACAAGGCGCGCGAGCUCGCGCAGCUCAGGCGGGAGAAGGAGGAAGUCGAGCGGCGGGUCAAGGCGCGCGAGGAGGACGAGGUUCGGCGGGCGAUCGAGGGGCGGAAGCGGGAGCGCAGGGAGGAGGAGGAGGUCGCGCAGCAGUUGCUGCGCCGACGAGCGGGAGUCAAGCGGGAGAAGGAGGAUGUGGAUGCGGUCCUCGUCCUCAGCGACGGUUCCGACGAUGAUUGA
Messenger RNA from Rhodotorula toruloides NP11, 2043 nucleotides. RefSeq lists its product as uncharacterized. The record is from RefSeq and is a predicted model, not a curated record. The coding region runs from base 1 to 2043 and encodes 680 amino acids. NCBI's taxonomy places the organism in Eukaryota, Fungi, Basidiomycota, Microbotryomycetes, Sporidiobolales, Sporidiobolaceae. The transcript is spliced from 9 exons.